UUGAAGACAAAGCAAAAAUAUAUAUGAUUAGGGAUGUAUGAUUGAAUAAUAAUUGCGUGGCCUAAUUAUGUUUGGUCAAUCUUCUAUGAAAGAAAGUGACUUCUCGCUACAGUUUCAAGUAAGCGGCAAAGGUACAGAGAGAGUUGGACUGCUGUCUUGAAGCUUACAAAUGGCAGCCUAAUGAAGACCAUCCACUAUUUAUUAUAAAUACGGGGUUGGGCGUGGCGUUUCCUUGAGUUUUUACAGAUAACGGAAAGGCACAGAUGGCCAGCCUGAACCAGCAACAACAGCUGGUGAUUCCUCAAGCAUGGGGCAGCGGGAGCAACCGCAUAGGCGCUAUCAAUGUACAGGGAAGGACUCCAUUUCCCAACGUCACUCCUAACAACGAUGACAAAAGUUUCGAUGAACAGCUUGAUUUUGAUACUUCGGAUGAUCAGAAGCCUGGAUGGAAAAAGUUUUUGGCGUUUGUAGGCCCUGGUUUUCUUGUUUCAUUGGCUUAUUUAGACCCUGGAAACUUGGAAACUGAUUUGCAAGCAGGAGCUAAUCACCGAUAUGAGUUAUUAUGGGUGGUUCUUAUUGGCUUGAUCUUUGCUCUUAUAAUCCAGUCCCUUGCUGCAAAUCUGGGUGUAAGCACUGGCAAACAUUUAUCAGAAUUAUGCAAGGCUGAGUACCCAAAACAUGUCAAGUACUGCCUGUGGUUGCUGGCGGAAAUAGCUGUCAUAGCAGCUGAUAUACCAGAAGUCGUUGGGACAGCCUUCGCAUUAAAUAUUCUAUUUCACAUCCCAGUAUGGGUUGGAGUUCUCAUCACCGGCUUCAGCACUCUCCUAUUUCUUGGCCUGCAGAGAUAUGGGGUGAGGAAGCUUGAAAUGUUGAUAGCAAUGCUUGUAUUCGUAAUGGCUGCUUGUUUCUUUGGAGAAUUGAGUUAUGUAAAGCCUCCUGCAGUUGAUGUGCUUAAGGGCAUGUUUAUUCCCAAGCUCAGAGGCCAAGGUGCUACAGGCGACGCCAUCGCCUUAUUGGGCGCCCUCAUCAUGCCACAUAAUCUGUUCUUGCACUCAGCUCUUGUCCUCUCCAGGAAAGUCCCCAAUUCUGUCCGUGGCAUAAACGAUGCUUGUAGAUAUUUUCUGAUAGAGAGUGGAAUAGCUCUAUUUGUAGCAUUUUUAAUCAAUGUAGCAGUGGUGUCCGUAUCAGGCACUGUUUGCUCAGCUCCAAAUCUCUCAGAUGAUACAAAGAAUCAAUGCAGUGAUAUUACACUCAACUCCGCUUCUUUCAUGCUCAAGAAUGUGCUGGGAAAAUCGAGCUCCAUUGUUUAUGCCAUUGCGCUUCUUGCCUCAGGGCAAAGCUCCACCAUCACAGGAACUUACGCUGGACAAUUUAUUAUGCAGGGUUUCCUGGACAUGAAAAUGAGAAAAUGGCUAAGAAAUUUGAUGACAAGGUGCAUUGCAAUUACACCAAGCCUUAUUGUUUCAAUCAUUGGUGGACCUCAAGGAGCAGGAAGAUUAAUUAUCAUUGCUUCGAUGAUACUGUCAUUUGAACUGCCAUUUGCUCUUAUCCCUCUCCUCAAAUUUAGCAGCAGCAGCACUAAGAUGGGACCUCACAAGAACUCUAUUUAUAUCGUUAUUAUUUCAUGGAUCUUGGGCCUGGGAAUUAUAGGCAUCAAUGUAUAUUACCUCACUACAGGUUUUGUAGAUUGGCUAAUUCACAACGACUUGCCUAGAGUGGAAAAUGUGUUCAUCGGUAUCAUAGUGUUUCCCCUUAUGGCCGUUUAUAUAUCAGCAGUUAUCUAUCUAACUUUCCGAAAAGAUACUGUUGUGACAUUUAUUGAACCCACGAAGGAAGACCCUGUGGCCCAAACCCACAUGGAGAAUGGGCUUGGCUAUCCUAAUGAGUCAUUGGAAUUGGACCGCCUACCUUACAGAGAGGAUUUGGCUGAUAUUCCACCACCUCAGUAGAGGUCUGCAUCAUCCCUGAUAAUUUGUAACUACCUGUAUGUUCAAAUGUUGCUGAACCUAUAAAUAUCCUUUUUCGACCCUUAACCGUUCAAACUAAGAGGGACAGCUUCUGCAUUCCACUUCUUGCGGGUAUCUAUGAAAUUUGAGUUAAAUUUUCCUUAUUUUGUACCACAUUCAGUUCAAAGUGUUUCAUGAGAAAUACUAUUUAUAAAAACAUAUUGUUCAAACUUA
Messenger RNA from Mangifera indica (mango), 2180 nucleotides. Its product is annotated as metal transporter Nramp5-like. The coding region runs from base 264 to 1949 and encodes 561 amino acids. Gene Ontology annotation, molecular function: cadmium ion transmembrane transporter activity; manganese ion transmembrane transporter activity. NCBI's taxonomy places the organism in Eukaryota, Viridiplantae, Streptophyta, Magnoliopsida, Sapindales, Anacardiaceae. Gene Ontology annotation, biological process: metal ion transport. The transcript has 13 exons. Gene Ontology annotation, cellular component: membrane. The record is from RefSeq and is a predicted model, not a curated record.